Messenger RNA from Acanthopagrus latus (yellowfin seabream), 1368 nucleotides. RefSeq names its product RCC1 domain-containing protein 1-like. The transcript has 8 exons. Lineage: Eukaryota; Metazoa; Chordata; Actinopteri; Spariformes; Sparidae. Bases 103 to 1257 code for a protein of 384 amino acids. The record is from RefSeq and is a predicted model, not a curated record.
GCAUGCGCAGUGUAGCCCGUUGCUAAGCGUUGAAACUUUGCGGCACAACUGCGCUGCACCGCUCAGCUGCGUUUCUAUGAGAGGCCGAACAGAAGUGUUUAAAUGCGGUGGUACGGGUUUGGUUUCAACGCGUUUGGACAGAUUUAUCUCAAUGAGAAGUUAAUUAAAGGCGAGUGUAGCGAUGGUGCUGACGAGUUGAAGGUGAUUAGCCCCACCGAGCUAGCUAGAGAUGAGUGCUGCGUGAAGACUGUGUGUCAAAUCAGAGCAAGUUGGAGUCGGAGAGCAUCCUUGCAUUUGGAUGGUGACAGCUGUGUGUGUCUGGCAGGUUUCCUGUCAGCCAGUAAUGAGUCCAGUGGUGUUUCAGUGAAAGACACCAGGGGCUGUAAAGAUGCCUCCAUCAGUGAGUCAUACCUCACCCUCGCUUUCCCAGACAGGAUUGAGUGCUGGGAUGUGCAGAAGGAAGAAAAUACUCCUUCAUGGAGCAUGGAAAUAACACCUGAGAGCUCUGGACCGUCUUUGGAUCUCCCUCUGGUCCCUGGAGGUUACAUAGCCACAAAACCUCCCUUCUACCGCUCCUUAUCACCACACCUGAAGGCCAAGAGUCUGGCACUGAGUGCAGGACAUGCCAUCCUUCUCAGUGAAUCUGGAGCUGUGUACACCUGGGGACUGGGCAGCCAUGGUCAGCUGGGGCACGGAGGCCUCUCCUCUGAGGAGGAGCCCAGGACAGUGGAGGCACUGUGGGGGAUGCCCAUGAGCGGUGUCGCUACAGGAGGCUGGCACUCUGUCUGCAUUAGUGAUGGGGGCGACCUUUAUGUGUGGGGAUGGAAUGAAAGCGGCCAGCUCGGACUUCCGUCACGAGGUCUGAGGAAAGCACCACAGCAGCAACGCAGCCCACAAGCAGGAGCACGGUGCCAGGAUCCUGAUCCCUGCACGUCUCUCACUGAGGAACCACCAGAGGGAGAGAAACAGGAAGAGGUUUUCAUAUCGAUCCAGGCGUUCCCCGCUCUGCUGGACAUCACUCCGUCAUGUGAAAUCAAGACAGUCAGCUGUGGCUCCCGUCACACCGCCGCAGUAACAACCACAGGCGACCUCUACACUUGGGGCUGGGGUAACUACGGCCAACUAGGACAGAGGUCUCUAACCAGCUCAGAUGAGCCCCAGCGCGUGGAGUUCUUCAGGGAGCAGCAGCUGAGUGUGGUUGAUGUUGUGUGCGGGGCGUGGAACACUUUUGUUGCUGUUGUCAAGGAAGUAGCUUAAAAAUACCAUGAAAUCCCUUUGAUCAACAUGAACACUGGGCCUUGGACACCAUACCAGGAAGUGUAAAUGAUCACAACAAAUACAACUGGAUUAAAUAUAUUUUGUAAUAUA